GGCAACGGGGUGGGGCCUGCGGGCGGGCCGCCCUCCACCGCCGCCCUCGCCCGGCAGCCCCGGGCCCGGCGCUCCCCCGCCCGGCGCGGGUCCGGGUCCGGGUCCGGGCCCGGGCUCGGUCUGCGCGGCCCGGCCCGCCUCAGGGAGGAUGGGGCAGCCGCCGAGACCGGCGAACGGCAGCGGCCCGUCGGCGCCAUGACCGGCGAGAAGAAGAAGAAGAAGCGGCUCAACCGCAGCGUCCUGCUGGCCAAGAAGAUCGUUAUCCGGGACGGGGCCGGCCGACAGGGGAUUGGAGAGCCCAGUGUGUACCAUGCCGUGGUGGUCAUUUUCCUGGAGUUCUUUGCCUGGGGGCUGCUGACCACGCCGAUGCUAACGGUGUUACACCAGACUUUUCCUCAGCAUACGUUCCUGAUGAAUGGCCUGAUUCAUGGAGUCAAAGGUCUGCUUUCUUUUCUAAGUGCCCCCCUGAUUGGUGCUCUCUCUGAUGUCUGGGGCAGGAAAUCCUUCCUCCUCCUCACUGUCUUCUUCACCUGUGCGCCAAUUCCCCUUAUGAAGAUCAGUCCGUGGUGGUAUUUUGCUGUCAUUUCCAUGUCUGGAGUCUUUGCUGUCACCUUUUCUGUGAUUUUUGCCUACGUUGCUGAUAUCACACAGGAGCAUGAACGCAGCACGGCGUAUGGCUUGGUGUCAGCCACGUUUGCUGCUAGUCUGGUCACAAGCCCAGCAAUUGGUGCAUACCUUUCCCAAGCCUACGGCGAUACGUUGGUGGUUGUGCUAGCGUCAGGCGUUGCUUUGCUGGAUAUUGGUUUCAUCCUGCUGGCUGUGCCGGAGUCUCUGCCAGAAGAGAUGCGUCCGGUCUCUUGGGGAGCUCCAAUCUCUUGGGAACAAGCAGACCCGUUUGCUUCCUUGCGGAAAGUGGGUCAGGAUUCUACAGUGCUGCUCAUCUGUAUCACCGUCUUUCUCUCCUACCUUCCUGAAGCCGGCCAGUACUCCAGCUUUUUCCUCUACCUGCGACAGGUCAUUGGUUUUUCCUCGGAGACUGUGGCAGCUUUUAUUGGCGUAGUUGGAAUUCUCUCUAUACUGGCUCAGACAGUAGUGUUGGGAAUUCUCAUGCGUUCGAUAGGAAAUAAAAACACCAUCCUGUUGGGACUGGGCUUCCAGAUCCUGCAGCUUGCCUGGUACGGCUUUGGGUCACAGCCUUGGAUGAUGUGGGCAGCCGGAGCUGUGGCUGCCAUGUCCAGCAUCACCUUCCCAGCCAUCAGUGCCAUGGUGUCUAGGAACGCAGACCCCGACCAACAGGGUGUGGUGCAGGGGAUGAUCACUGGAAUUCGGGGUCUGUGUAACGGCCUGGGGCCAGCGCUCUAUGGCUUUGUCUUCUAUCUCUUCCACGUGGAGCUGAAUGAAAUGGCUGAGGUGGAAACUUUGGGUAAAGCCUCCAAACCCAACAUGGCCAACCCUACGGAUGAGAGCAGCAUUAUCCCAGGGCCUCCGUUCCUGUUUGGGGCUUGUUCAGUCCUGCUGUCGCUCCUGGUGGCCUUGUUCAUUCCAGAACACAACCUUGCACUGAGAUCAGGCAGCCACAAGAAGCACAGUAACGGAGCGCAGACCCACGCCCACAGCCCGCAGGCCGGAGGAGCAGAAGGCAAGGAGCCGCUGCUGGAGGACAGCAGCGUGUGAGGCUGGGGAGAAGGACCUGGCUUGUGUCUCAACUCCAGAGCAAGGAUGGACUCAGCCAGUGGGAGUUCGGGUGGGGGGAAAGAAGAAACGAGGUAACAGACUGUACCACUAACAGCUAAUGAGAAGGGACAGAGUUUCCCUUCAAGCCAAAUAUACCCAGCAGGGGGCAAAAAUGGAAUUGUAUCACCUGGUGCUGACGGAAAGGGGAGAUCCUGAACUGCUCCACGGGAAGGGAUAGUUCUUUAAAGCAAACCUGCCCUUGUGUGAGAAUACUGAACUUCGUGGUGUGACCUGCCAAAUACUCAACUCGCCAGUGAAAAAUUCAGGAGCUAGCGUUGUUUUUGUUCUGAUGUGGACUAACUGAGUUGCCAGCCAGAGUAAAACAAGGCGUCUGUUACGUGCCCCGUCCCCUCGUAUAAUUGGUACUUGCUACCGGUCCCGUCACAGCCCGGCUGGCUGCCAGUGGCCCUGGGACAGCCCGGACGCUGGCUGCACAGCCUGCGCCGAGACACCGAGGAAAAACUGUGCGUGUUCGAAGAAGCGAUAGUGUAGUCACCUGGGAGCGGCUCCUCGCUGCUAGAGGAUCUGAUGAAUUUGUCCAUUCUGGCCCAAGUGAAACUUAGACCAAAAAAAAUAAAAAGAAAUAAUCUACUGACUUCAUGUUGUGCUGAAGAUAAGAAAAAUUAAGAAGUAAAGUUGCAACUGACACAAGGGAGAAUGGGCAGAGGAGAGAAGGGCAACUACAGGAAUUACAAAUGCUUAGAUGGUCAACAUUUGUAUUUCUGUUUGUUUUUUCUUCUUGUGGUACGCUGAUGUAACAUUUGUCUGUCGCUACCUCCAUAGGUAGUAGGUAGAAGGAUUUUUCAGAAGUCUUUUUCUGGAACUGUAAGGGUUGUUUAGAAAAUACAGUUCCCUGAGAGGCUGCAGAAACAACUGAACUCUGCUAAGCACUUUGGUAAAGAGUGGUUUCCUGAGAGAAAGGUCAAAGAAAUAGCUGUUUGUCUUGAGCACUUUUUAUAAAGCAUGCUGAUUUUUUUCCCCGGGCUCUUGCCGUCUGAUAUUAAAACCAGAUAAUGACUGUAGCUUGUUUUUUCUCAGUCCAGUAGAUCCUGAUGGCGAUGAUUGCAAUUGAUUUGAACUUACAGGUUUGGGUUCCGUGUAGCGUUUCUGAGCCUGCUGUGAAGGCUUUCGUUUUGUUGAAAAAUGGAAUUGCAGGCUGUGCCGCAGGGCUCGGCUCUGGUUAGAAAGAGCAGCAGAUACUUGAAGUUGAGUGUUGUGAAAGAGGCAAAGACGAAACGUAUAGGGAACGCUUGGUUGUUCAUAGAUACGUAGAGAUGUGGCAGAGGGCAGGAAACAAUUGUUCUCAUUUUGAGUAAGAUCAAAAUGAAGGCAUUGAGCAAUCACUGGGGAAGUAAAGACCAAACUGGGAACACUUAAGAAAUUAGUUGUCCAGGAAUCGAGGGUUCAAUGGCCAAAACUAGUCCUGUCUCAGAGCGGGGUUUCUGUGGCAGCUGUUGUUCUCUGGCUGGGAUCCCGUCGCUGUGGGUUUGGGACGGUAACUUAGAGCAGAAGGGCCAAAGGGAGGGAGCGCUGUCACUUGGUGUCUCGGGUCUUUGCAAACGGGUGAUCGUGGCGGAUGCCGUGCCUGCGCUGCAGGGGCUGCAAAUGCCGUUUGCCUCUGGGUUUGAUGGAAAACACCAACUGGAUGAUGCUGGAGAGCUUGGUCCCUGACCUGCUACCAGUCCCUGGCUCUGCCCUGGCAGCGCAGCUCGUCUCGCUCCGGGGACAUGGGGGGACCUGAGCUCCGGGGUGUGCUCAGCGUCCGACCUCUGCGGUGCGCUCUCAGCGCGAGGGCUGGUUCCUGCUCACUUUGGGCAGAUGGAGAGCUGCGGUUUCGUGUAGGUCUCCCUAACGCCCGUCAGGUAUUAACAGCUUGGAACCACUGCCUGCCUGGACUGGUCUGAACUAAUAACGCAAUGUCUGUUUACCAGUUUUCUGGACCAGUUAGUUAUUGGAGGUGGACAUUUAAGUGAAAUAAUUCCUAGUUUGUUUUGCGUUAAUCCGGCCUGGUGCCCAGAUCCUGUAAUCAGAACUGUAAGAGUAGAUUAAUUGGCCGUGCAGAGGGCGGCCGCCUCGGACUCUGAGGGUUUGCUGAUGCGGAUCUAAUGCAGGACUGGAGCACAGAGUCUGUGACCUGCGGUGACUCCAGUUUUCCCCAGCUCAUUGUGGUGAUGCUCCAAAUUCCCAGACGUUACCGGGAUGGUCUGCACCGUGCGUGCACAGCAGACUUCUUUCCUGAAGGAAAUCCAGUCACUUAAACUUCCAGGCAGCAGCCCCAACUCUGUAUUGCUCACAAAAAUGCCUUUUUUAGACUGGAACUUUACCAAGUACAUCUGUGAUUAAUUUAUUUUCACUGUAUUGAAAUGACCUGAAGUAGGUUUGUCCCUCACACACAAACGAAACGAAACUCCGAAUCGUUACCUCCUUCACACUGAGGCACUUGGAGCUUCACGGGUAGAAUAUAGUGGAACGUUACAAAAAAAGACGAGCAUAAUUUAUAUGAUAUAAAGUAUAUAGAGAUAUAUUUUUUAAAGUCCUUUCCUUUAUUGAAUAGUUUAUUGAAACCGAUGUGUUUCUAGUCCCGUUGCCUCUUGCCGCCGCUGCUGCCUGCGGCGUCUCGCCCUCUCCUGCCCUUCAGACGGCGGAAUUACCCUGGCCAGCUUUCCUCUUCGGUUCCCGUCCGUCACGAUGCGACACCCGAAAUUCCAGCGACGCAGACAUCCCCCAGCUCAUGCUGGCACAGGGAGCCGGCCCUGGGACCCGCUCUGGGAACGGGGCUCCCCGUGUCACUUGUCCCCGGCGCCGGGAGCAGGCAGGGCUCCUUUCCAAGGGUUUGGAAUUGCUCUCACCCGGGUCACGGGGGGCUUCGGCCUCCGGUAACUCCCCUCCCCAUUGGCGUAGGGAUGCGACCCACCCACCGUUCUGCCUUUACGUGACAGGAGGGCUUGGGCCAAGCGGUGACGGAGGUGAAAUUACCAGACCUGAAUGACGAAUGUCUCAUUCUGAAGGGCCGGUAAUUCUGCAGCAUCCCACGUGGAGACUGGAAAAUCUGUACGGAGCGUUCAGCUAGUUUUGCCAAUUUUUGUUACUUUCUAUGAAAACGGAACUUUUUUUUAAAAGAGCCUUUUCUUAAAAUUCCCCUUGAUCGGCUGUGGGUGUAGUGCCUGAACCUGGCGGUUUAACAUCACUAUUCCUAGAAUUCGUCUGCGGGUCGGUAACAGCAACGCCCCGAACAUAAGGCAAAAAUUGGCUUAAUUGCCCUUCGGCAGCUCCAGUACAAUGGCAGCAGCUCCAGCGAGUUUAAACUGAUCUUGUCGCGUUAAUAAAAACCCUGCGUUAAACCAUUGCUUUCUCUUUUGCCAUUACUUUUGCAAACUAGUAACUUUGGACUUUGCUGUUUUGGGGUUUUGUUUUUUUUUUAUUCUUUUCUCUGCACUUGAACGGCUGCUCACAUCUCGGGUUAUCGUUAGGAAGGGGGGGCGGGUGGCAAGCCCACAUUCUCUGCAGAAUGGCGGUACUUCUGCUCUCUCAAAGUUUACUAUUGUGUGCAUUUCUGUAUAUCUUUUUUUUUUUUUUUAUUUUUUAAGCUAACGAUGAAAUGUAUUUAUUUCAGUUCCAGUUGUGUUCAGAACUGGCUAAUCUCUCCCUCUGAUAGAUUAUUUAUUAAACUGCUGCUUUCCUGUUGUGUUGAA
Chroicocephalus ridibundus (black-headed gull) is the source of this 5426-nucleotide messenger RNA. Its product is annotated as hippocampus abundant transcript 1 protein-like. The record is from RefSeq and is a predicted model, not a curated record. The transcript is spliced from 12 exons. Gene Ontology annotation, cellular component: membrane. Gene Ontology annotation, molecular function: transmembrane transporter activity. Gene Ontology annotation, biological process: transmembrane transport. Bases 196 to 1674 code for a protein of 492 amino acids. Lineage: Eukaryota; Metazoa; Chordata; Aves; Charadriiformes; Laridae.